CUCGUGGUUUGUCACUGUUUUAAAAGCACGCAGUUCAUUCAAGGCUGCAAUAAGAAAACUCCAAUGAAAGUGCAGAGAGCAGAGGCUGGAUUUCCCCUCCACAGUCUACAAAGACAUCCCCACCACCACAUCCUCUGCUGGAGUCUCAAUAGUCACAGGCAGCUGGGCAGACAGCGAGUAUGAAGAGCGUUAUGAAAAGAUUGACGAAAUCCAACUGCACAAAGAAAUCUAAAAACAAACAUGUUUCUCCAACUGAGAAAGUUUGCCUUCUGUCUGGGUCAGACAAGCAGGAGAAAAAAAACACCAAAAGAAUAAAAUUGGAAGCCAUAGACAAUCCAAGACUGAGAGAUGUAGCAGAAAAAGUUACCAGCGUACUCCAAAAAUUAUGCACAUCGAAAAAAAAAAACGAAAUUUAAUUCCGACACAGAGCCUGAACUUUGGAAAGACGCAGACAAAACCUUUAGUGGUUUUCUGGGGAAUUUUCAGUACUAUGAGGCCUGUGUAUUAAUCGGCAAAUUAGAAGACGAACAACAGAUUGAUGUAACGGAAUUGUAUAAUGCAAUAUACCAGAAGAUGUGGGAGGCAGUGGACAAUGUCCUUACCGGUGAUCAGAGUCAGAGCGCCAGGCUUCAGACCAUUCCUCAGUGUAUAAAAUGGACAAAAGAGACCCAAAGCAAAAAGGAUGCUGAUUGGGGCCCACAAGGUUGGAUAAAAGAACUGGAGGACCUUUUUGAAAGAGAUAUUAAGGAGACAAUUCCAAAAGUUGCACACGGAAGCCUAGAGGAUCAUUUGAAAGAUCUCAAGCACAAAAUCUCCAAGAUUACCAGUAAAGUGCAAAUAUUUCCUAAGGAACUUGCUUCUACUUACUUGAAAUGUCUGCAUGUCUGCCUCCUGAAUGACCUUACUUCUAUGGCAGAGAGGAAGCUUGGUUAUAAAGAACAAGUAUUAUUGUAUAAAUGGACCGUGGAGGAACAUGGAAAGUUGUGUAAGCACCUACAGGGGUCAGUGGACUUUGAUCACAUGCUAUUUGAGAAGUGGUUUUUCGACAACGGGAAGAGGAUAGAGUUUACUGGACAAGAAGCAAUCCAGAAGGAAUUAAAGGAAAUCCUUCAGAAUGAAAGGAUAUGGAACUCCUAUCCAAGCGUUGAUGUUCAGUGUUAUUUUAGUAACAUCCAAAAGGUGAUGACUAGCAUCUGCGAAGAGGUAAAAGAUAUAAGUGCUACAUUGGUGUCUAGACUGAAUUCUAUAUUCUGGGAGGAAUUCUUCAAGUUUCUGACCAGAUAUGAAGACUUUUUGAAACAAAAAGUUGACAAAGCCGAAGGAAUGACUUCAGGAAAUGGAGUUGAGAUGGGCAUAAGGAUUUUAAAAAACAGUUCCAUUUUAAGGGAUACCCUUCUGGGACUAGGCAACAUGCAGCACGAAUCUGAGAUAAUGAAACUUCUUGAUCAGUGUGAAAACAAAGGCACAGAAAUAGUCCUGAGAAUUCUUAAUCCAAGAAUAAAGAGCGCCUUCAUAAAUUACUUUAAGAAAAACACACUUGACUAUGAAAAUGUUCUCAAAGAGUUUCGGAAUGCAUUACGAAUACAAGGCAUGGAAAAUAACAAGGAAUUCAACACAGUUGUUCAGCACAGAAUUAAAGUUCUAUACAUUCAGUCAUUCUUCAAAAACAAAAGCAAAAAUAAAGUAGAAGCAUUUGUACAAGGAAGCGUAAAACUGAAGGAGUUCUUCACUGAGUUGGUUUCAGAUGAAGACCAGCUGGGUGUAGAUCCCCUGGAAUACAUGAGGCAAAUGCUGACCGCCACUGACUUUGAAUCACUGCAAACAACAACUUUCUGCUUUCUCGAUGAACACAAAGACCUAAGGAAAGAACACCUGAUGGCCAUCUUGAAAAUUAAAGGCGGCAUCAAACAUGAAGAAAAAAUAAAGCUUUUAUAUUAUGUAAAAAACAGGAAGAUUCUUUUUUGUGAAAACAGGCUGAAUUUUUUUGAGGAUGUAAACACAGAAGGUAUUCAUUUAAAGUAUUUACUGUGCUGCCAAUGCUGCUGUGCAUAGGAGGACACACAAUAUAUUUGUACAUAUGUUUUAUAGUCCGUUGAAUGGCUUUCUAUGGCUCGGAUCACACCAUUGCGAAUUGUGUACCCUAAAUUCAAUUCGCAAUAGCAGGAGAUUUUGACAUAUCUUCGCAACCAGUCCGUUUUGCGUCUUUUGGUCCAUUUCGGUUCCAAAUUCAGACCAAAAUUUGGGCUGAAAUCAGACCUCAAACGGUGAACCAGAAUGCACCGGACCCCUGCUGUGAGCCACAUGCGGCUCAUGUGUGAACCCAGCCUUAGACAUUUUGAGUCAUGAUAAGAAUACUACUAAAAGUGUUUCUGAUUUUUUUUUAUAUUUUUUAAUAAAAUAUUUUAUAAUUUGA
Rana temporaria (common frog) is the source of this 2413-nucleotide messenger RNA. RefSeq lists its product as uncharacterized. Bases 574 to 2052 code for a protein of 492 amino acids. The transcript is spliced from 11 exons. NCBI's taxonomy places the organism in Eukaryota, Metazoa, Chordata, Amphibia, Anura, Ranidae. The record is from RefSeq and is a predicted model, not a curated record.